Molecule: messenger RNA, 1594 nt
Organism: Toxorhynchites rutilus septentrionalis
Lineage: Eukaryota; Metazoa; Arthropoda; Insecta; Diptera; Culicidae
Gene: Max
Product: protein max
Exons: 5
Coding region: 238-822 (194 amino acids)
Biological process (GO): positive regulation of transcription by RNA polymerase II
Cellular component (GO): RNA polymerase II transcription regulator complex
Molecular function (GO): DNA-binding transcription factor activity; protein dimerization activity
Source: RefSeq, a predicted model, not a curated record
CGACAACUGUGUUUUUUAUGUACCUAUGUUGUGUCUGCUGAAAAUACAUGAUUGGUUUUCUUGUUUAUUAUAUCGUAUUCGAUAGUGCGCAUUCGAUUGAUCGGAACUGAAAUAAUUACUAUUAUACUUGCCAAAAGAAAGAUUAACUGGUAAUAACGCAAAGCAUCGUGUUAUUAUUUGUGUAGCGCCCUUUUUGUGGAAUUAUAUAAAUACAAAGUGAAAAGUAACAGCCUGUGGAUGCGCUUAUACGAGGAUCAGCAGCAGCAGGCACAUAAGGUCAGCACACUUGAUUCAUACGAAAAUAUGAGUGACGAUGACAGGGAUAUUGAUAUUGAUAGCGACGAAGGAGAAGAUUCAGAUAACACCAAAUCCCAGCCGCGUAAUUCUGGUGGAAGUCAGUUUUAUUCACAGGCUGAAAAACGCGCUCACCACAAUGCAUUAGAACGAAAAAGACGUGAUCAUAUAAAGGAUAGUUUUACUUCACUUCGUGACUCAGUUCCAUCGUUACAGGGUGAAAAGGCUAGUCGUGCACAAAUUUUGAAGAAAGCUGCAGAAUAUAUCCAAUUUAUGAGACGCAAAAAUAAUUCACAUCAACAGGACAUAGAUGAUCUGAAGAGGCAAAACAAUCUGCUAGAGACGCAAAUACGUCAGUUAGAACAGGCCCGUGCAACUGGAAAUUUUGGCGAUGGCAGUGAUCUCGGUUUGGGCAUGAAUGACAGUUCGCGGGAGUCCGAUAGUUCCGAUGUCGACGAUGAAGCGAGCAACAAUGGGGUUGGGAAUAUUCAUCGGAACAAAAAAAUGAAAACCAACUCCAGUUAUUGAACGAAUGUUUUCGAAAGCGUUAUCAUGAUUAAACCUACAAUGAGGAAUGUUCGGAUAGUGUAUACACGAUUGAAUAAACAAUCUACAGGCUAGUUGUUUGGAAAGAAGAUUGUUUCUACAAACAGAUACCACAUUUUUGUUGCCAAUGCCUGUCAUGUAAAUGAAGAAUCUAGUGUUAUGAAUUUAUUCGAGAUAAUGAUUGUGUACAAAGUAGUUUUUUCUCUACCAUUUGAUUUGUUUUCGAGUUUUUGUUCUCAUUGUGUUUUCACAUUGUCACCUGAAACGGGAGCAUUCAAUGAUAUCUAGACAGUAGAAGGAAACAGGUGAGAAAAUGUUAGAAAUAUAGAUUUACAUUUUUAUACCUUUGAUGAAUCAUAUCUACUCUCUUUUGGUUUGCAUUUGAAUAGAAGGGAAAGAACAAUCAUGAUUAUGUAAUUAUGUUACAUUAUUUUCAAUUUCUCUUGCACCGCCUUAAACAGCUCGAUAGUAUUAUAGCUCACAAUAGCAUUUCUAUGGCAUAACAGGCAAAUCUGCUGAGGAAAGCCGUCAUUCGGUUUUAUCUGGAAUUUUAGAUGAAGCUUCUCUUAAUGAGGUCGGGCAUUUAUGGUAUUAUGGAGAAUGGAGAAUUUUUAUAUAAUCAUUUAUGUACAUAUACAGGUUUUCUAUCGAUUUUAACCAAAUGAAAUGAUAACGUAAACGGAGAAUGAGAACAGUCUAUAAUAUUUAGUCUGAAAAUGAAUAAAUAUUAAGUUAUUGCACCAUCAUACGAUGA